AUGCAGGCUGGCACCCUGGCUCAGCCUCUGAGAAGUGUCCCUUCCUCACACUCUAUCCCGCCACGUCUCCCUACUCCCAAGCCCCUUCUAGUCAGCUCCACAGUGGCCUCACUGGGGGUCCCUUUCCAUAGUGACAGCAAUGAGGACACCGGGAUUCUGGACUUCAGCUCGCUGCUGAAGAAGAGAGACAGUUUCCGGACCCCGCGGGACUCGAAGCUGGAGGCACCGGCCGAGGAGGACGUGUGGGAGAUCCUGCGGCAGGCGCCCGCGUCCGAGUACGAGCGUAUCGCCUUCCAGCACGGCGUCACCGACCUGCGCGGCAUGCUCAAGAGACUCAAGGCCAUGAAGCGCGAUGAGAAGAAGAGCACAGCCUUUCAGAAGAAGCUGCAGCCGGCCUACCAGGUGAGCAAAGGCCACAAGAUCCGGCUGACGGUGGAGCUGGCAGACCCGGACGCUGAGGUCAAGUGGCUUAAGAAUGGACAGGAGAUCCAGAUGAGCGGCAGCAAGUAUAUCUUCGAGUCCAAUGGCGCCAAGCGCACACUGACCAUCAGCCAGUGCUCGCUGGCAGAUGACGCUGCCUAUCAGUGCGUUGUGGGCGGAGAGAAGUGCAGCACCGAGCUCUUUGUCAAAGAGCCCCCUGUGCUGAUUAUGCGGCCCCUGGAGGACCAGCUGGUGAUGGUGGGACAGCGGGUGGAGUUUGAGUGUGAGGUCUCUGAGGAGGGUGCCCAGGUCAAAUGGCUGAAGGAUGGGGUGGAACUGACCCGGGAGGAGACCUUCAAAUACCGCUUCAAGAAGGACGGCCAUAGACACCACUUGAUCAUCAACGAGGCGACACUGGAGGACGCCGGACACUAUGCACUGCGCACCAGUGGGGGCCAGUCACUGGCUGAGCUCAUCGUCCAGGAGAAAAAGCUGGAGGUGUACCAGAGCAUCGCGGACUUGACGGUGGGUGCAAAGGACCAGGCCGUGUUCAAGUGUGAGGUGUCAGACGAGAAUGUGCGGGGCGUGUGGCUGAAGAACGGAAAGGAGCUGGUGCCUGACAGCCGAAUAAAGGUGUCUCACAUCGGGCGCAUCACCUUCUCAGCCCGUGUGGCUGGGGCCAGCCUUCUGAAACCACCCAUAGUCAAGUGGUUCAAGGGCAAGUGGGUGGACCUGAGCAGCAAGGUCGGCCAACACCUGCAGCUGCAUGACAGCUAUGACCGGGCCAGCAAGGUGUACCUGUUUGAGCUGCACAUCACAGAUGCCCAAGCCACUUUUGCAGGUGGCUACCGCUGUGAGGUGUCCACCAAGGAUAAAUUUGACAGCUGCAACUUCAACCUCACCGUCCAUGAACCUCCCAAGAUCCAUCUGGACUGCCCGGGCCGCACACCGGAUACUAUCGUGGUUGUGGCUGGGAACAAGCUACGCCUGGAUGUCCCUAUCUCCGGGGACCCUGCUCCCACUGUGAUCUGGCAGAAGACCAUCACACAGGGGAAAAAGGUCCCUGCUGGGCCAGCCCCCGAUGCCCCAGGGGAUGCAGGUGCCAAUGAUGAGUGGGUGUUUGACAAGAAGCUGCUGUGUGAAACCGAGGGCCGGGUCCGAGUGGAAACCACCAAGGACCGAAGCAUCUUCACUGUUGAGGGGGCAGAGAAGGAAGACGAGGGCGUCUACACUGUAACGGUGAAGAACCCUGUGGGGGAGGACCAGGUCAACCUGACAGUCAAGGUCAUCGGUAAGGCCUAUCUAGAGACAUGUCUCUUAAUGGAGCUGAAAUAUUUGAAAGCCAGCCUAAGGGAAGCCCCCUAUGUGACUCAGCCCCCUCUCCGAUCUCUCCUCUGCCCAGGCCCCCCCAGUGAGCCCACCCACCUGGCAGUGGAGGAUAUCUCGGACACCACUGUCACCCUCAAGUGGCGGCCCCCGGAGCGUGAAGGGGCUGGAGGCCUGGAUGGCUACAGUGUGGAGUACUGCCAGGAGGGCAGCUCAGAGUGGGUGGCUGCCCUUCAGGGACUGACAGAGCGCACAUCGAUGCUGGUGAAGGACCUGCCCACAGGGGCCCGGCUGCUUUUCCGGGUGCGAGCACACAAUGUGGCAGGGCCUGGAGCCCCCAUCACCACCAAGGAGCCUGUGACGGUGCAGGAGAUAUUGCAGCGGCCACGGCUGCAGCUGCCCAGGCACCUACGCCAGACCAUCCUGAAGAGAGUCGGGGAGCCCGUGAACCUCCUCAUUCCUUUCCAGGGCAAGCCCCGACCUCAGGUGACCUGGACCAAAGAGGGGCAGCCACUGGCAGGCGAGGAGGUGAGCAUCCGAAACAGCCCCACAGACACCAUCCUGUUCAUCCGGGCCGCUCGCCGUGCCCACUCUGGCACCUACCAGGUGACUCUGCGCAUUGAGAGCAUGGAGGACAAGGCGACACUGGUCCUACAGAUCGUUGACAAGCCAAGUCCUCCCCAGGAUAUUCGGGUCACGGAGGCAUGGGGUUUCAAUAAUGUUCUGACCACGGGCUGGCCAAGCGAGGGAAGUGGGCCCUCUCACUGA
Molecule: messenger RNA, 2514 nt
Organism: Hipposideros armiger (great roundleaf bat)
Lineage: Eukaryota; Metazoa; Chordata; Mammalia; Chiroptera; Hipposideridae
Gene: MYBPC3
Product: myosin binding protein C3
Exons: 22
Coding region: 1-2514 (837 amino acids)
Biological process (GO): sarcomere organization
Cellular component (GO): M band
Molecular function (GO): protein binding
Source: RefSeq, a predicted model, not a curated record